This is a messenger RNA of Manis pentadactyla (Chinese pangolin), 1718 nucleotides long. It is a transcript of the gene HNRNPH2, whose product is annotated as heterogeneous nuclear ribonucleoprotein H2. Gene Ontology annotation, biological process: regulation of RNA splicing. Gene Ontology annotation, molecular function: RNA binding. NCBI's taxonomy places the organism in Eukaryota, Metazoa, Chordata, Mammalia, Pholidota, Manidae. Bases 205 to 1554 code for a protein of 449 amino acids. The transcript has 2 exons. Gene Ontology annotation, cellular component: nucleoplasm; ribonucleoprotein complex. The record is from RefSeq and is a predicted model, not a curated record.
CGCGAGUCGCUCACGUGACCGCAAUCUCACAUGACGUAGGCGAUCACGUGAUCUAUCGCUUACGUGAGCAGAAGUAGUUCUGGUCGUCGUCUACCGUCUCGCUAUAGCCGUCUGAGGGAAGAAGGAGGAAAAUUAUCCGGUAUUUUUGGAGCUACAUUGAAAUUGCUUUGAGUCAAGCUUGCCACCAAGAGCCCAACAGUCACCAUGAUGUUGAGCACAGAAGGCAGGGAGGGCUUCGUGGUGAAGGUCAGGGGCCUACCCUGGUCCUGCUCAGCCGAUGAAGUGAUGCGCUUCUUCUCUGAUUGCAAAAUCCAAAAUGGCACAUCCGGUAUUCGUUUCAUCUACACCAGAGAAGGCAGACCAAGUGGCGAAGCGUUUGUCGAACUUGAAUCCGAAGAUGAAGUGAAAUUGGCUUUGAAGAAGGACAGAGAAACCAUGGGGCACAGAUAUGUUGAAGUAUUCAAGUCCAACAGUGUUGAAAUGGAUUGGGUGUUAAAGCAUACAGGCCCGAAUAGUCCUGAUACUGCCAACGAUGGUUUUGUCCGGCUCAGAGGACUCCCGUUUGGCUGUAGCAAGGAAGAGAUUGUUCAGUUCUUUUCAGGGUUGGAAAUUGUGCCAAAUGGGAUGACACUGCCGGUGGACUUUCAGGGGCGGAGCACAGGGGAGGCCUUUGUGCAGUUUGCUUCACAGGAGAUAGCUGAAAAGGCCUUAAAGAAACACAAGGAAAGAAUAGGGCACAGGUACAUUGAAAUCUUCAAGAGUAGCCGAGCUGAAGUCCGAACCCACUAUGAUCCCCCUCGGAAGCUCAUGGCUAUGCAGCGGCCGGGUCCCUAUGAUAGGCCCGGGGCUGGCAGAGGGUAUAAUAGCAUUGGCAGAGGGGCUGGGUUUGAAAGGAUGAGACGGGGUGCCUAUGGUGGAGGGUAUGGAGGCUAUGAUGACUAUGGUGGCUAUAAUGAUGGGUAUGGCUUUGGGUCUGAUAGAUUUGGAAGAGACCUCAAUUACUGUUUUUCAGGAAUGUCAGAUCAUAGAUAUGGAGAUGGUGGGUCCAGUUUCCAGAGCACCACAGGGCACUGUGUACACAUGAGGGGAUUACCUUAUAGAGCCACUGAGAAUGAUAUUUACAAUUUUUUCUCACCUCUCAACCCCAUGAGAGUGCACAUUGAAAUUGGACCCGAUGGCAGAGUUACUGGUGAGGCAGAUGUUGAAUUUGCUACUCAUGAAGAUGCUGUGGCAGCUAUGGCAAAAGACAAAGCUAAUAUGCAACACAGAUAUGUGGAGCUCUUCUUGAAUUCUACUGCAGGGACAAGUGGGGGUGCUUACGAUCAUAGCUAUGUAGAGCUCUUUUUGAAUUCUACAGCAGGAGCAAGUGGUGGUGCUUACGGUAGCCAAAUGAUGGGAGGGAUGGGCUUAUCCAACCAGUCUAGUUAUGGGGGUCCUGCUAGCCAGCAGCUGAGUGGUGGUUAUGGAGGUGGUUAUGGUGGUCAAAGCAGUAUGAGUGGAUAUGACCAGGUUCUGCAGGAAAACUCCAGUGACUAUCAGUCAAACCUCGCUUAGGUCGAGAACAGUACUAAACAGCUACUAUAGAAACAAAAGCUGUGCAUUUAUGGGAGUUGAAUAGAAUGGGAGGGAUGUCUAGCAUAUCCAGCGUGACUGGUAAAUGGGAUAUAUCAUUGAUCCUGAUCACUCUUGGUCAGGUUUUUUCUUUCUUCCUUUCAUUU